Molecule: messenger RNA, 243 nt
Organism: Sphenostylis stenocarpa
Lineage: Eukaryota; Viridiplantae; Streptophyta; Magnoliopsida; Fabales; Fabaceae
Source: the annotation of a GenBank genome assembly
AUGAAAACUGGGAGGAUGGUGAACGAGUCAUUGGUUUAUUGUGAACAACUUUUACAUGGUGCAGCCUGGGUAACGAAACGUGUAAGGGCAGAGGAAAGUGGAAAAGUUGGAAGACAAAGGAGAACAUGGCAUACGGCAAGAGAAGAACAGGAUUUGGUCCAUUUGGAUCAUGUUUUUAGCGUUGAACAUAAUAGCCAGGUGGGGCCCACCCACAAUGAGUGGCGUUUCCUCGUUAACAACUAA